GCCCAUUGAUUCUACUUCAACUCUUAGUCGAAUCGUCGCAAAAUACACAUGUCAAAUCCGACAGUUGCACUUGAUCCUACGAAACCCACUACUUUUAGCGCUGUUUUUAAACAUGUUUCCCCUCCAACUGCAGUGGACAACUGUCUCUUUUGUAAUCUCUUACACCCAAAAUUCAAAAACUUGGUUGUUGUCAGGGGAUGUUUCCUUGAUGUUUAUUCUCUAAGAACCAGUCAUGACGGUGAGAAACGUUUGAAUUGGAUGAGCACGAGCUGUGUUUAUGAUGAGGUUGUUGAUAUUGUGUCUGUUCGGUUUAUCGGAGACAAACUUGAUUCACUUCUAAUAAGUUUUGCUGAGGCGAAGGUUGCAGUAAUGGGGUUUGAUCCAAUUCAAUACGAGCUCAAAACGUUAUCUCUACACAACUAUGAAUUCGAAAACCUCAAGUCUGGACGCAUUCAGUUCUCAAGACUUCCAAUCCUUCGAGUUGACCCACUUCAACGUUGCGCUGUUCUGUUGGUCUACGACCGUCAUCUGGCCGUCUUGCCGUUCAGGCGUUCCGAGUCGUUAGCAAUGAUCGACAAAACGUCCUCUAAGACAGCAGGAAAUACGAAAAGUGCUAUUUCUUGGGAGAGGCGUGCGACUGCACCACUCUUGUCCACCUUCACUACCUGCCUGAGUACCUCAACUGGCGAAAAAAUCACUAACGUCAUCGACAUGCAAUUUCUCCAUGGCUUUUACGAACCAACCCUGUUGGUUUUGUAUGAACCCAUUGGUACUUGGGCUGGCAGGGUUUCAGCACGCAGGGACACUUGCUGCAUCGUAGCCCUUUCAUUUAAUCUUCAAAAGCGGACAAAUCCUGUGAUUUGGUUCCAGGAAUCGUUACCGUAUGAUUGCAUGUACGUGCAUGCUGUGCCACAGCCAGUCGGUGGAUUGCUCAUUUUGGCGACGAAUUCUAUCAUCUACAUGAAACAGACCCUGCCUUCAUGCGGGCUCCCGCUGAAUUGCUUCGCACAGACGGCCACAAACUUUCCAAUGCGUCAAGAAGUUCCCCAAUGCGGCCCGUUGACACUUGAUGGUUGCUGUACCUUGUCCCUGACGGACUCUCAGUUUCUCCUAGUUACUCGGACAGGAAAGUUGUGUUUGCUCUCCUUGUGGGUAGAGCAGACCACGCAAUCUGUUAGCAGUUUGUUGCUUCACGAAAUCGGCACUGCUGUUCCGCCACGCUGUUUGGCAUUAUUGGAUCCGGGCUAUUUAUUUGUUGGCUCUCGUCUUUGCGAUUCUUUGGUGCUCCGAUACACCGUAUCCUCCAUGUGUGUGAACACUAUGGGGCGGAUUAUCGUGUCUGAAGAAGCCUUUCAGGAGCAACCACUUCCGGACGUUCCCGGUUUUGGCGACACAGACCAAGACAUGCGUAUGGAGAUUGGUGGCGGUGUCACUGCUGAAAGACCCGUCAUUGCAAACGACUCCUCAGUCUGCAUGGUCAAACCCAGUGUGCCGACUACUCACGGAUCAUACACGUUCGAUGAAGUGGAUGUAGAGCUCUACGGUGAAAGUAUCUUAAAUCCGCCCUCUUCUUCACGUGUGAUCACAACUUAUAGCUUUGAGGUUUCCGACCGUCUGGUUAAUUUCGGUCCCAUGGGGAUGUUGACUGCUGGGGAGGUGCCUUGCCUAGCACCCGGGAACACUGACCCCACUGAUGAAGUUUUGGCCGCAGCUCAAGCCGAACUCCAACAUGUAGAGCUACUUGCUUGCGUGCCACGAUCUUUUGAAACUGUUUCCGCUCCCGCCGAUUCACUACGUGCCGGUGGUGUGCUUAUGUUACACACUAGCGUGAGACUCCGUGGUUUGACGGCAUUUGAAUUACCCGAAUACGUAAGCCUGUGGUCACUGUAUGGCCCACCAGUCGCAUCAAUUGUUGCUAACAAGGAGACUAAACGUGAAAACAUCCUGGACGAUUCUACUAUUUCCCAAAAACGAAUGCGCACGGAGGAGGUGCCGAAUGUUGACGAGGAUGGUUGUGCUGAUGUUAUUGUUAACGAUGAGGUCAAAACCGAGGCCGCUUGUGAGGAUGGUGUCGCCACUAUGGUCCAGCCUGUCGGUGCUGACACAAAAGAUGCUCCGAUCACUAAUCAUGUACUCUCACCUGAUGAAGCAGCCACUCAGGCGGCUCCCGAUGAGACUGUUGAACCUGAACCGACGGUGAUGGGAACAUCCAAGAUUUCUCGAAUUCCGGAAGGUCAGAAGUGUCGUGGACCUACUCACAGCUACUUGCUAUUAACACGUGAGGAUUCCACCAUGAUUCUCGAGGUGGGUCAUGAGAUCGUCGAACUGGAAGUCAGCGGAUUUAACACCACUGAGAUGACGGUGGCCGCAGUCAAUCUGGGUGACGUGUACAUUUCCAAGUCGCAUUCAUUUGGUGAAGUCACUCCUUUGGUGGAGGACAUUGCAAGUCCUACCCCAAGCGUUGUCCAGCUCAACUAUGUGUCCACCGAAUCCAGUCAUUUAUCGCAGAGAAAACCACGUGUUGGUCACGAUUAUCCUUACAUCCUCCAGGUAUCACCUACCUCUUUGCGUCUUCUGGAUGGUCCUAAAUUAAUCGAGUACAUUCAGGUCACCUUGGAAUGGCGUAUUCAUCUUGCUAGUUGCGCCGACCCUUAUGUCCUACUGUGCACAGAAGACGAUGAGUUGUUCCUAAUCCGACUACGCACGCCUCAGGAGGUGGAUGCUUCCCAUCCAGUCCCUCGUAUCCCGUCGAAAAAGCCGUCGUUUCUGGACCUUCGAGCACUCGUGGAUUCUUCCUCCUCUACAACCGAAAGUUCCGCCCCAUUCGCCUCAACAGCCCACUUGGAAGUAUUCCGCCCAAAAGUUGGACAGGUAUCUGCUCCCCUAUGCUUUUGUCUUUAUCACGAUCGAGUCGGAUCGUUCGCAUGUUGGAUGUGGAACCAGCAAGCAGUGUCUGAGACACACACUUCCCCAUCCCGUCCUGACUCAGACAAUGUCCCCGGUGGACCCACAAUAGGUGACAACAUUGGUCUGUUCCCGGAAGCCACAAUGGCUGCGUUUGCGCACAUGAACGAUAAUACGUUCCCCCACCUCUCCACAUCCGAUGAGGAAGAUCUGAUUUUAUACGGUGAACUCAUCGAAUUGUGUAAGCGUGAAUUGCCAGAGUUGCCUCCACUGCAUACGGAUACAAUGGAGUCGGAUGAACCUGAUACUGAAUGGGAAUUGGCCUCUGCUAAGUCACGAUAUUUUGCCUUCAUUCUCUUCACCAACGGAGUUUUGGAGAUAUACAGCCUACCAGACUUCACUUUACUCUACGAAGUUCACCAAUUCUCGGACCUUCCCACAAUGCUGGUAGAUCAUCGUGGCCUGAAUAAGAAUCACGCUGCCGGCGGCGGUACCAAUGUGAACCCACCUCUUACUGAAGAGGAGACGAUUUCUCCCACCAUUUUGGAGAUUACUGUUUUCCCCGUAGGCCGGAACAAGGAUCGCCCGAUACUCAUGGCUCGCACCAGCCAAGAGGUGGCGUUCUUCGAGGCUCUCUGCCCACCACCCGGCGAGGCGUAUGCUUCCGUCGCGACCUCAAGGACUGUGGAAGGUCUCCGCUGGCGUCGCUUGCCAAUUCCAUGUCCUCUUAUCGCACCAAGACGCAUUCGAUCCGAUCCGAAAAUCGCCGACGUCCAGUCCACAUUGCUUAAUCGGACUAACAUGCUUCGACCAUUUGAGGACAUCGACGGACACAGGGGAGUUUUUGUCUGUGGUGCCUGCCCUAUGUGGCUGUUCAGCACAGACACCGGCCAUAUCCGCGUCUUCACCCACUCGAUCGAUGGUAUCAUGGGCAGCUUCGCUCCGUUAAACACCACCAUUUGUCCAUCUGGGCUUGUGUAUUUCACCUAUUCGAACGAAAUGCGGUUGGCAACACUACCUCCGGGGUAUUCGUUCCGUGAGAAUUUAGGCAUGCGUUGGAUACCGUUGGAUAUAACGCCUUACAUUGUGCAGUAUCACAUUGAAAGCAAAACUUACUCUGUCGUGGGCACACGGUGCUCUGCUUGCUCCUCUGUGUAUCAUCUCAACGCAGAAGGCAACAAAGAGGAAGAGAUGACUCUGCGGCCACCGACUGCGGUGUUACCUACACUGGACCAAUACGUACUACAGAUGUACGCUCCAUCCUUGUCUCGCGAAGGCACAUGGCAACCCAUUCCAAACACAGGCAUUGAUUUUGAGCCAUGGGAGGUAGUUACCUGUAUGAUAACUGCUCAGCUGGCUUCCGAACAAACCUUUCAUGGAACAAAAGAUUACCUGGCCUUGGGGGCAAAUCUGUCCUAUGGAGAAGAGAUUCCCGUUCGUGGCCGUAUCAUCAUAUUGGACUUGAUUGAUGUGGUCCCCGAACCUGGACAGCCAUUGACUCGCCAUAAACUGAAAACCAUUUAUGACGGGGAACAGAAAGGUCCUGUCACUGCGAUGACCAGUUGUCAAGGUCAUCUGAUCAGCGCCAUCGGACAAAAGGUUUACAUAUGGACACUGAAGAAUGGCGAUCUCGUUGGCGUUGCAUUUGUGGACUCUGAGCUCUAUAUCCACAACCUUUUAUGUGUGAAAAAUUUAGUUUUGGCCGCGGAUGUGCUCAAAUCCAUCCAGCUUCUGCGAUUUCAGUCAGAUCUGCGUGUUUUGUCCGUGGUCAGUCGAGACAAUAUUCCUCGCGAAGUGUUCACAGCCAAUUUCUUUGUUGAUGGACGACGCUUGGGAUUUCUCGUUGUUGAUGAACAAUCGAACGCUAUCAUCUACAGUUACGACCCCUUGGAUCCCGCCAGCAGGUCCGGUCGGAGACUGGUGCGGCGCGCUGAUCUACGCUUCCCCUCCAGAGUUACAUGCUCCCUGCGAGUGGCCAAUCGUCUAAGACAUGCACUUUUAUCCGCGAAGACAUCUGCACAUACACCUCAAGCGGCGUCAUCCACCACUGUGGGCGCAGCUUCAGGCGAGAGCACGGAUCCCACAGUCGGCGCCGCUGCUAGCGGCCCCGGUGUGCUCAAGGUCAGUUCUGGUUCAAAUCCGCCCUCACUUCCCCCGAGUGUAAAUACGGAUCCGGAGAGACUGAAGCAUUCCAUUUACUUAGGGACACAAAACGGCGCCAUAUUCCUGCUCAAUCCACUUCGCGACAAAAUGUACAGCCGCCUACGCAUCACUGAGAAAAAUUUGAUACACCACUUUGGUCCCACUUGUGGUAUGCUGCCCAAGUUAUGUUGGAACUACCGACCGCCACAUCCGGAGUUGGCCAACCCUUGCGGCCAGGUGGCUGAUGCCGAUUUACUUUGGCGUUAUCUGACACUGCCGCACAGCCAACGCCUUGAAAUCGCCAAAAAGUCUGGACAAAGCCUUGAAGGGAUUAUGGACGACAUCGCCGAAUUGAAUGCCACCACUCUGCAUUUCUAAAACGUUCGUGAAUUCUUUUUAUCACAGUUUCAGUCAUUAUCUGUAUUUAUUUUGUAUCAAAUACAACGUUGCACAGUCCAUGC
This is a messenger RNA of Dicrocoelium dendriticum, 5507 nucleotides long. Lineage: Eukaryota; Metazoa; Platyhelminthes; Trematoda; Plagiorchiida; Dicrocoeliidae. The record is from the annotation of a GenBank genome assembly.